Cololabis saira (Pacific saury) is the source of this 3884-nucleotide messenger RNA. It is a transcript of the gene itga2.2, whose product is annotated as integrin, alpha 2 (CD49B, alpha 2 subunit of VLA-2 receptor), tandem duplicate 2. NCBI's taxonomy places the organism in Eukaryota, Metazoa, Chordata, Actinopteri, Beloniformes, Belonidae. The transcript is spliced from 30 exons. Gene Ontology annotation, biological process: integrin-mediated signaling pathway; cell-matrix adhesion; cell-cell adhesion. Gene Ontology annotation, molecular function: integrin binding. Bases 52 to 3606 code for a protein of 1184 amino acids. The record is from RefSeq and is a predicted model, not a curated record. Gene Ontology annotation, cellular component: integrin complex; external side of plasma membrane.
GUGCGGUGGUUUCAUCUAAAGUCGCAACAAACAAACGGAAUAAGGACGAGGAUGGAUCACGUCUGGGGCCGCAUCUUUUUCGCCACAAUAGUUAUCACAGACAGAAUCGGCCAGUCCCAGUCCUUCAACGUUGGCACUUCAGGAGCGAAGAUUUUCAGAGGCUCUGCUAAAGAGGAGUUUGGCUACACAGUCCAACAGUCAAUAAACCACGAGGGCAAAUGGCUCCUGGUUGGAGCUCCUUGGAGUGGUUUCAGUGGAAACAGGAAGGGGGAUGUUUACAAGUGUCCGGUCUCAGGAUCCAGAACCAGCUGUGACAAGCUAAAUCUUCAAGAUUCUGUUGAUAUUCCAAAUGUUCGAAACGUCAAUGUGAACAUGUCCCUGGGUUUGACUCUCGCCCAGAUGCCUGCAGGCAGUGGUUUGAUGAUGUGUGGUCCUCUUUGGGGGCAGCGGUGCGGCGAUCAGAACUUCUACCCGGGAAUAUGUGCAAAAUUAAACGCCCUCUUCCAGCCUCAGCCAGCCUUCUCUCCUGCUGUCCAGACAUGUGGGGGACCGAUGGACAUUGUGAUUGUUUUGGAUGGCUCUAACAGCAUCUUUCCCUGGGAACCCAUGAGAGAUUUCCUGAUGAAAUUAAUACCCUCUCUAGACAUCGGGCCGCAAAAUACGCAGGUCAGUGUCAUUCAGUACGGAGUUGAGGUCCAGGUUGAAUUCUACCUGAACACGUACAGAACCAAAGAUGAGGUUCUUGCUGCAGCAUCUCAAAUAACACAACUGUAUGGAACUUCAACCAAUACGUUCAAAGCCAUUCAAUUUGCCAGGGAGUGGGGUUUCGAUCCAAGAAAUGGUGGGCGACCCGGUGCUGCCAAAGUCAUGGUGGUUGUCACUGACGGCGAGUCUCAUGAUUACGCUCUCAGAGACGAAGUCAUCGCUGACUGCGACAGGCAACGCAUCACCCGCUUUGGUAUCGCGGUUUUGGGUUACUACAUCAGAAAUAACAAAGAUACAACAAGCCUUAUUGCAGAAAUCAAAUCCAUCGCCAGUUUACCCACAGAGAGGUACUUCUUCAAUGUGUCAGAAGAGGCCGCACUAACCACCAUCACUGGAACCCUGGGGAACCGCAUCUUCAACAUAGAGGGAACGGGGAAAGGGGGAGACAACUUUAAGAUGGAGAUGUCUCAAGUUGGCUUCAGCGCUCACUACUCCAGCAAGCAGGAUGUGAUGAUGCUCGGUGCGGUGGGAGCUUACGCUUGGAGUGGGACUGUCGUCCACCAGACGGGAUCAAAAGUAAACAUUCUCCCUUACUCGGCCUUUGAGAGAACAUUGCAAGACAGAAACCACAGCUCAUUACUCGGUUAUUCUGUCACUACGAUGACCGAUGGCUCGACAGAGUACUUUGUAGCUGGCGCUCCUCGCUCCAACCACUCUGGACAAGUAAUCGUCUACACCGUCAACGCUCGGAAGGAAACUUCUGUCAUAGAUUCAGAAAGAGGGAGGCAGAUCGGCUCGUACUUUGGAAGUGUGCUGUGCUCCCUGGAUGUGGACAGGGAUGGGGUGACGGACCUCUUGCUGGUGGGGGCCCCCAUGUACAUGAACGAUCAACAGAAAGAAGAAGGCAGCGUCUACCUGUUCUCCGUCACCAAGGGUAUCCUGAACGAGCAGGGAUCCCUCAUCGGUCCCAACCAGACGGAGAACGCUCGCUUCGGAAUGGCCAUCUCUGCCAUCUCUGACCUUGACCUCGACGGCUACAGCGACGUUGUAGUUGGAGCCCCGCUAGAAGACGAAGGAAAAGGUGCCGUGUACAUCUACAACGGGAAGAAGAAGACAUUAAACAAACAGUUUACACAGAGAAUCAUUGGCUCCAAUUUAGAUCCUCACCUUCGGUAUUUUGGGAGGUCUCUCGAUAGCUACAAGGAUCUGAAUGAUGAUACAGUCCCUGACAUUUCCAUCGGUGCUUAUGGCGGAGUGGUGCAGCUGUGGUCCAGAGGUGUGGCGAGUGUUACAGCUACAGCUUCCUUCAGCCCCGAUAAAAUCGACAUGUUCAAGAAACCAUGUGACAUUAAUGGGCGUAAGCUGUCGUGUUUCAACACCAAACUGUGUUUCAGUGCUUCAUUCAGGCCCAAGAACCCUGUUGGACCCAUGGCUGUAUCGUACACUUUGACUCUGGACGCUGAUUUACAGAAUUCACGAGUGACAUCCAGAGGACUGUUUGUUAAAAACAACGAGCGCCUGCUGAAGGGAACGGCACAAAUACCCUCAACACCCCUGUGUCAAGACUUCAAGGUUUACGUUCAGGAGGCGCCGGACUUUGUGAAUUCUGUCAGUCUGAAAGUAGAAAUUGAACAAGAGAACGCAGACGUGAAUCCGGUCCUCGACAGGUUUUCUCCAAGUGCCUUUGAAUUCUUUAUCCCCUUCACCAAAGACUGUGGGUCCGAUGACGUGUGUGAAAGUGAUCUGGUGCUGACGGUAAAACCAGACGCUAAAGCGUCAAGCUCACGUCCCAUUCGGGUCAGCACCGGUAACAGAGAACUAACAUUUGAAGUCACUGUGAAGAACAAAAAGGAGAAUUCAUUCAACACGCAGGUCUCGGCCACCUUUUCCAGCAACCUCUACUACUCCUCCAUUGCUCUUACAGAUGAAGUCAAAUGUACUUUGACACAACCGGACACUGUCACUUGUCAAGUGGGAUACCCAGUACUAAAAAAAGAUGAAGAGGUGAAAUUUCUGAUCAGUUUCGACUACAGUUUUGAUCAGUUGCAAAACAAAGCUGAGGUGAAAUUUGAAGCCAAAAGCGAUGGUGAAGAGGAAACACCAGCAGACAAUAAAGUCCACAUACUCCUUCCUGUUCAGUAUGACACAGGGAUUGUACUGUCCAGGAAGUCAAAUAUCAACUUUUAUGUGGCAAACACAACAACCGCAGUGGCGACAAAUGUGAAAACUCUGGAUGACAUUGGCCCAGAGUUUAACUUUACAGUCAAGGUUUCAAUAGGUUACUUUCCAGUCAGUCUCCUUUAUCUGAACAUCACUUUGCCAGUGACAACGAAAGGUGGAAAUCCGCUCCUCUAUCUGACCAGUGUGCAAGCAGGAGGUUCGGUCAGCUGCGACUCCAGCGGCCUGGUUGAUCCUCUGAAGAUCGGUGUGAAGGAGCACAAAGUCUCGUUCUCCGAGGAGAACCUCAGGGGCAUAGAGAAACUGGACUGCGAGACUGCAAAAUGUGACCGUAUAAAAUGCAUUCUUAAAGAUGCCAAAGUAAAGAGCGACUACUUUGUGAAAGUUAAGACGAGGAUCUGGAGUGGCACAUUUGUUUCGGCAACCUAUCAGACCACCGAGCUGACCUCCAGUCUGGAUUUGGAGACCUCCAACCCAGAUCUGCUCCUUAUUGACCUGAAACACCAACCUGUGGUAGUGACCAUCAGCAAACCUGGAGAGAAAGGUGAAGUUCCCGUGGGAGUGAUAGUGGGCAGUGUGAUAGGUGGACUGCUGCUGCUGGCUCUGGCUGUCGGCCUUCUCUGGAAGUUUGGGUUUUUCAAAAGAAAGUACCAGCAGCUUCUGAAGGAUGUGGACGAUGAUGAAGAUGGAGAAAGCCAAGCUCCUGUUGACGAAGUGCUGUGAAGAGGAGGGAAAAACCCCCACGGCCUUCUCGCCUCAGAGGUUUACUUCCAGUGGGAAUAUCGGUACGUCCCGAGUACGAAAAAGACUACAAUCACUGGAAAUUGGGCACUUUAAUGAAAUGGAAGCUGAUUGGUUGUGGACAGCUGGAGUUCAACCUUCUAUCUGGUUUGAAGAGGAUUCGUGUCAUUGUUACGUGUAUACAUACACUCCUGCAUGUUUACAUGGCCCCCUGAGUUUUACACUGUAAAAACAUCUGCUGGAUGAAUUGCAACUGUGUG